GUAAUUUUCUUUUUUCGACCUACGCUUCGUACAUUGUAACAUAUAUACAUGCAUGUGGGUAUGUAUAUAUGUAUCGUUUCUGAGUUUAAGAUAUUUAUUUAUAAAAAAAACACGAACGAUGAUGAUACACAUGUAAUUUCCUUGAUUGUAAAGAAAUUCCCUGCGCCAACAAAUUUUAUUUAUUUGUUGCGCACAUAUUAUUGUACAUUCUAUACGAAGAGAAAAAAAAGAAUACUUCAAGACAAUAAAUAUAUAAAGAAAGAAAUAAAACGUUUAAAGGACCAAUUAACGGAACAUCAAAUUGGUUAUAUUCGCGAAGAAAUUGUUAGCACAGCAAUCGCAAAUGUGCUUGAAAAAUAUUAUUUCAAAAAGAAACUGUUCCAAUUCAACAGUGAAUGUGCCCGUGUGGUUUGGCUACGGUUGUUCAAUUGGAUAUUCUUAAGAUUAGAUCCUUAUUGGAGACAGGAUACAACUGGAAAGGCGAUACAUUUGAUUGUCGAUAUCGAACCGCAACCUUCGUCUGUCGACUCUUGGAUAUUUGGGAAGGUAUCGCAAAUUUCUAUCCAAAAAUCAAUACCUACACUAACAUGUAUUCCUCUAUUAACAUCGAUAACUGCUACGAAGCCAUUGAAUAGAAUCACGCAAAAACAACAAACAAAAUUAAGAUAUAUUAAUAAAGAAAAAUUAAAACAAAAGAAUAAAGAGGGAACGAUGAUAUCUUCUGAAAUAAAAAAAUCAUGUGAAGUAGUUAAUGAAAGGAAAAAAUCAAAUGGUUACUCGAAAGACGAUAGCUAUUUAUCUAUGCCUAAACAACAUACCAUAGAUUCAACAGAAAGAAUAUAUGAUCAACCAAAUAAUUUCAAAGAAAAGAAUAAGACUGACUUAUUGGUAAAGAUUUCAAAGCAAAAUGGCAACAAUAACGAUGAUAGUAAACAGGAAAACAUAACAAAUAUUCGACAAUUGUCGAAAAAUUUAAAACAAAAUAAAAUAAAACUCUUGCCAUGGGGAAAGGAAACAGCAGCGAAGAUACCACUCCAACGAUCAUUGGAGAGGAUAGAGAUCUUGUGCACAAUUUUACCAGAUCACAGCGACUAUCUUGAAACGAACACUUUAAAUGUAAAACGAAUGAAAUAAGUAUGGGCGGUAUUGAGCUGAAGAAAAACUAGAUGUUUUAUAUAUCUACAACAAUUUAAUCGAUAAAAGGAUCUGUGUAUAUGUUCGAUGUAAUGGAAAUCUUACAAAUGAAAGUUGUAUAUGGAGUAAAUUUUAUUAAGAAGAAGAAGAAUAUACGAAUGAACUUAAAUGAAUAUGAACUGAUGAAAGAAAAAAAGAAGAUGAAAUGCAUAUCAGAUAUAACGUUCAAAAUUUGUAUUUUCCUCAACUUUUCGCCACAUUUUUUCUAAGCAAAUAAUAUUUAACAAUAUAUAUCAAAUAUAAAAAA
This is a messenger RNA of Bombus impatiens (common eastern bumble bee), 1441 nucleotides long. RefSeq lists its product as uncharacterized. Lineage: Eukaryota; Metazoa; Arthropoda; Insecta; Hymenoptera; Apidae. The record is from RefSeq and is a predicted model, not a curated record. The transcript has 5 exons. The coding region runs from base 49 to 1134 and encodes 361 amino acids.